Molecule: messenger RNA, 4578 nt
Organism: Plasmodium coatneyi
Lineage: Eukaryota; Apicomplexa; Aconoidasida; Haemosporida; Plasmodiidae
Exons: 4
Coding region: 1-4578 (1525 amino acids)
Biological process (GO): maturation of SSU-rRNA from tricistronic rRNA transcript (SSU-rRNA, 5.8S rRNA, LSU-rRNA)
Cellular component (GO): nucleolus; intracellular anatomical structure
Molecular function (GO): ATP binding; RNA binding
Source: RefSeq, a predicted model, not a curated record
AUGAAUAGUAAUUUUGCAUCUGAUAAUAACCUUACAACAGAAGAAGAAAACUUGGAACAUGACGACGAAACUAACCUGCCAUCGCUGAAUGGUCUAAAAAAUGAGCUGCUAAGGGACUGUCCUGCCACAACCCUGAAUGGGAUAGACGAACCAAAUGGAUCUCCCCACAAGGGGAAUAAUGACCAAAAUGUGAAAUCCCACAAUGCAAACUCUGAAGGGGAAGCCCCCCAAAGUGACAACACAGAUCGAAUAAAAAAUCCAAAUGACCAUUCACAUGAGACAGACGAAGAAGGAAGUGAAGAAAACAAAUCACGUAGAAAGGAAAUCGAAAGGAUAAACAACAAAUACAAACAACUCUGCUCUAUGGAAAAUGUGUCAAAGAAGAAACUGAUGAAAAAGCUAAAGUACAAACAAAAGCAGGAUAAAGAAGCGGAAAAGGAAAAGUUGUUCAAAAAUAUAGAACAGUACAGGUUAAACACUAACCAGCGAAAUUUUAUCACUCAAUUUGACACAAAGAAAAAGAGCCCAAAUCAGGAAAAUCUGGAAAAACUAUUUCAGACGUAUGAAGAAAUGAACAUCGAUUUGCCAAAUAAUUUGAAGAUUAUAAAAAAUAAGCUAGAAAAAAAAAAAAAAAAAUUUUUGGAAAGCAAAAAAAGAAACCAAGAAAUUGCCACAUCGCCACAUGGUGCAGGAGGAAAGAAGCUCAAAGUGUCAGAAGAGGUGCAUCAUCAUUCUGACGUAAAUCAGAAUGGUGAUCUGAUCUCUAGUGAUGGAGACGAUACUAACGAUGAGCUAGCAACAAGCGCAUACAUAGCAGAAAAUGAAAUAAAUUGCACAGAAGGUGUGAGGAACACCAACUCCAAGCAUGUGCUUAGCAGUGAGAGUGACCUUGCCGAAAAUGAAGACGAUGAUGAUGACAAUCCUCAUGGUGAUGAUGUCGACCUUGGUGACGCCCCCCCUGAUGGGGACACACCGGACCGCACGAACCACCGUGAAGAGGGACCUGCCCAACCGGAAGAAGAGAAAAGAAAAAUCACCUACCAAAGAGUCAGUAUAAAUCGAAAGGACAACAUAGAUAAAAUGAGACAGGCGCUGCCCGUCCUGGGGUACGAACAAGAAAUUAUCGAAGCGAUCCUAAAUUACGAUGUCGUAUUUAUAAAUGGAGAUACGGGGUGCGGAAAAUCUACACAAAUUCCUCAAUUCGUUUAUGAACACGGGUUCUGCACAGAUAACUACCUCAUCGGCGUUACAGAACCGAGAAAAAUAGCUGUAAGAAGCAUUUCGAAUAGGUUAAACGAAGAACUAAAUAUGGAAGAUGUAGCUGGGUAUCAAAUAAGAUUCGAAAAAUCACAUUUUUUAAAAAACAGUAAAAUAAAAGUUAUGACGGAAGGUAUAUUGCUUAGAGAAAUUUUGAACGAUUUUAUUUUGUCAAAAUAUGCUGUCAUCAUUCUAGACGAAGCGCAUGAAAGGAGCAUAAACAUGGACUUAAUUUUAGGCCUCCUAUCCAUCAUCUGCAAAAUUAGAAAAAAAAAUUAUUUUGCAUACAAGUCGAAUAUCAUUCCGAUUAAGAUUAUCAUCAUGUCUGCAACUAUUAAUGAUACCCACUUUUUUGAAAAUAAAAUUUUUACAAAUUAUACCUCCAUCAACAUUCCAACGGAAAAGGUCCCCGUCGUGGAUCACUUCCUCUCCUACACGCCUCAAAAUUAUGUUGAAGAAGCGAAAAAAAAAGUUAUACAAAUUCAUAAGAGGCUACCACCUGGUAGCAUUCUAGUGUUCUUAACAAGUCAGGAAGAAAUUUACCGUUUAUAUAAUGUACUCAAUAAUUUGAAAAUGGCCGAAAAGAACACACAAGUGGGAGAUGAACAAAAAAUACACACAAUUGAACUUGAACAUGCUAAUGAGGAAGAGAAAGAAACGCAGAACGAAAAUAUAAAUUCUUUUGACCUAAGUGAGGACGAAAAAAACGCGAAUGAUAAUAAGUGCAGCUUCUUUCUCAGAUCAACGGAUGAAAAUAAGGAAAAGCGAAUUAUAUUUGAAGCGUCCGACAGUGACGAUGAAGAUGCUCCCUUGCACAGUGCCCUGUCGGUAAGCGCACCUGACCUUAGUGAGCAGCGUGAAAAUGAUGCCAAUGUCCAGGAUGAAGAAUGCAGUUUGUUGAAUAAUCCCAGCAGUGCAGAAGCGAACCAAACGGACAACAACGCAGAAUCAAGUGGCUUGGAAAAAACGGACAACGGGAAUGACGUCCCCCCCAGCUGUGGGACCAGUCAGACGGAAGAAGGGGAGGAUGGUGAAGAAGACCCCACUUCGGAAGAGCAUACCGAAGACGAUGACCAUUAUAGUGAAGAUGCCAAAAAUAAGGAUGAACUGUCGGAGAAUAGCCAAUCGGACGAUGAAAAUAUGGCGGAAAACCAACCCAGUGACGAACAAACCGAAGGACAACCGAACGAACCCACACUCAACGGAGAAGCGAAAAAAAAAAGGAACAUACAAGAAUCGAGCAUUUGGAAGGGAAGUGACGGGUCAGGCAGACUAAAAGUUUUUAAACUCUUUGCAAAUAUGCACAUGAAGGAACAAAUAAGUUUAUUUAACGACCCCAAGGAUGAUGAACGAGUUUGCAUUAUUAGCACAAACAUAGCAGAAACGUCUAUCACCCUGCCAAACAUUCGCUACGUAGUGGACUGCGGAAAGGAAAAGAGAAAAAUUUACUCAUCGUUGAAUGAUUAUUCCUACUACGUUAUUGAUAACAUAAGUAAAAGUUCUGCAAUCCAGAGAAAAGGAAGAGCAGGUCGAAUCUUACAUUUAUUAAAAAAAAAUAAAAAAAAUAAAAAAAAAAUCGAAACGGAAAAGGGACAUGUGUACAAAUUAUAUUCAUCAAAUUAUUACAACUACUUUUUCAAAAACGAUAAUGAUUUCCCAAUUUUGAACUACCCCCUAGACUCCCUUAUUUUAUACCUCCUAAGUUUUAAAAUAAAAAAUGUAGAAAAUUUCCCCUUUAUUAAUAAGCCAGAAAAGUGUAAAUUUGACGAAGCCAAAAAAAGAUUAAUUUAUCUUAACUGUAUUUACUUUGGGUACCAAGAUGUUCAGUUCCUUUUUAAAACCUUAAGUGAUAAAAUGGCCUCAAAAAAAAGUAUCGAAAAUCAUAUAAACAUGUUUAACCCAGAGCAUAAAAGCGGAAUUAACCCUACUGGUAGUUUUGUCCUGUCCCUACCGAUAAGCACAAGAUAUGCUAAAAUUUUAACCGACGUUUGUCUAAAAUCGUUAGCCAUUAAUCAUACCGGUUCAAUCCCGUUGGCCUGUCUCCUAGUCUCGUGUUUAUAUUUGGAGUCCAUUUUUUCGUACGACUACAAGCUCAAGGCGAAGUUCAGCAAAGGGGGCAAAAAAAGGAAAACCCGCACGAAUGGAAGCAAGCCAAAGGGUAGCAGCCAAAUGGACAGUAAUGACACCCUGAGCAGACGUAACUACAAUUUAGCAAGCCUAAUUUUUAAAAAGAACGACGAAAAUGAAAACCAAAGUGAUGUGGAUAGUUGUUCCUCUGAUGAUGUAUCCCCCGACGAGGGCAAUUCAUCAGAGGAAAAUUCCCCAAGCAGCGAUGAAAAAGAUAACACCCUUGAAAAUUUUAAAUUAAGGUUCGAUAACGACAUUGACUUUUACCUGAACGUGUGUACCUCCUUUUAUUUUUCAAAGGACAAAAAUCAUUUCUGUUGUAGCAUGCAUUUGGACAGAAAAAAAAUGGAAGAACUACUCAAAUUGUCCAACCAUUUAAUAAAAAUAAUAAAUCACAAAUUUAACAAAAAUAUUAAUUUUGACCUUUUGGAAAAAAACCCAUCAGAUUUAUCCAAAAAAAUAAUUCACUAUGCAGUCAUCCAGGGGUUUAUAGACCACCUAGCCAUUCGCUCCGACUUAGUACAUAACGAAUACACGAGAAACUCCAAUUUAAACUUUAACAAUAAGAAGGCUUACUUUUCCCAAAAUAUGAACACCCCAAUAUAUAUCAAUUCGUCUUCCCUCAUGUAUAAAAAUAGGCCGUACCCAAAAUAUAUCCUAUACAAUUACAUUAUGAAGAAUGCAAAGUCGUAUGUCAUGUUCGACUGCCUAAGUGUAAAUGAAACAGACUUAGGAAAAAUAACCAACGUCUGUAUUUACAUUAACGAAUAUGAAAAAAUACCACCGGCUAAAUAUGACAUGAAGAAGGACAAAAUUGUCGUUUGCGUGAAGCCUCUAUAUUUGCCCUAUUCUCAUUAUCUACCCAUGACCACAAAAGAGUUAAAUGAAAACGGGUUGUUAUUUUAUAACUACCUUGCUUUGUUCAUAUUAGAUGGGUCCAUGUUUCCAAAAAUAUCAUCACUUCAUAUGUUUUACACCCAUUCGGCUAAUGAUAUUAUCGCGUGCACCAGCCAGCCGGUUAAGCAGUUCGUAGAUGCGCUAAGGGAGGCCAGAAUAAGCAGCAGGGCGAGCCUAAUUAACAAGUGGAAAAGUCAAAACGAUUUCUUAAAGCAAGAAUUCGUAUCCUUGAUUGGGAAGAAACUUAACAAGUAUAAUGAGCAGCUCAUCGAUAAAACGUGGCCUCCCCUAGAUUGA